Molecule: messenger RNA, 2100 nt
Organism: Linum tenue
Lineage: Eukaryota; Viridiplantae; Streptophyta; Magnoliopsida; Malpighiales; Linaceae
Source: the annotation of a GenBank genome assembly
UAUCAUUCUUCCUUUUUACCAUUUUCCCCUUUACCCCCACCCAAAGACUUUCAAAGUUGUAAGAAAAAAAAAAGUCACAAAUCUUGUCUCCAAAUUCAAACACAAUCAAAUUCCUCUUCAACACCCAUUAAAAAUUCAAUCUUUUUCCACCCAAAAAUAAAAAUUUCCCCCAAAAUUCCCGCUAGACCAGGUCCAAUCUACUCAUUCCCAUCAAUCCAUAUUUCCGAUUUCUCCCUUUUCUUCCAACUCCAAGCUCUCUCCUCUUUUAUCAUUCCAAUUCCUCCGGCCUUUUGUUUCCCUUCGUCACCCUACUUCUCUUACAAUCAUCCGGUUUCCGCCCUACGCCGGCUAAGCCUCUUUUCCUUCCCUCUCUUGCCUGAACGAUAUGACGUCGGUGAAGAAAGGUUUGCCGCCGGGCCUCGUGUCCAAUCUCCAGGAAGUUCUGAGCAGCAGAAAGGGUGGUGGCGCUGGCGAUGAGCAAUCGAAAGAUGGACCUUCUACUUCUUCUACUUCAGCUGAAAACACUGCGGCAGGGAAUGGAGAUGAUGACACCAGACCUAUUGUUUUGGUCACCAAUGGCGAUGGAAUUGAUUCCCCUGGUCUUCUCCUUCUCGUCGAAGCUUUGGUUCGUGAAGGAAGCUACAACGUCCAUGUCUGCGCCCCGCAAUUGGACAAAUCAGCUUCUGGUCAUUCUAUUACACAAGGGGAAACCAUAGCUGCAACGUCGUGUCAAAUUAGUGGUGCUACUGCAUUUGAAAUUUCAGGGACUCCUGUGGAUUGUGUCUCAUUAGCAUUGUCUGGAGCACUCUUUUCUUGGUCAAAGCCUGUGCUGGUCAUUAGCGGAAUUAACAAGGGAUCAAGCUGUGGUCACCACAUGUUUUACUCAGGUGUUGUUGCUGGAGCUAGGGAAGCAUUAAUAAGUGGUGUCCCAUCUCUAUCAAUCUCGCUUAACUGGAAGAAGGAUGCAAGCCAAGAAAGUGAUUUCAAGGAUGCUGUUGCUGUAUGUUUACCAUUGAUAAAUGCUGCUAUGAGAGAUAUCGAGAAGGGGGCUUUCCCCAAGAGUUGUUCCCUGAACAUACAAAUCCCUACUUCACCAUCUACGAACAAAGGUUUCAAACUUACUAAGCAAAGUAUGUGGCGAUCUACCCUUAACUGGAAUGCCAUUUCUGCAAACCGGCAUCCUGGUGUUGGAUACAUGUCUAAUCAACAAAGCCUUGGCCUACAGCUUGCCCAGCUUAGUCGAGAUGCCUCUGCUGCCGGAGCAGCACGUCGUGUUACCAAACAAAAUACGAAUUUGGAGAUUGAGUCGGUUGGGGCCUCUGGGAAAUCCGAAGUGAACAAAUUGAAAAAGUACUUCAGACUGGAGGUAUAUUACUUAUUUCCAAUGUCACAGACUCACAGUUACAGUUUUGGGCGGCUUUAGUGGUUAGACACAUGAAUGUCUUUCCAUAUCUUUGGCUUUAACAUCUGAUUAAAAGAACUACCUGCUCUUCUGCUGUCAGUUUAUCGAGAAGGAGCAAGAAGACAUAGAUGAGGACCUGGACUUCAGGGCCCUUGAAAGCGGAUUCGUUGCAGUAACUCCGUUCUCACUCUCACCACACAUUGCACCGGAAACGCAAACAGCAGCCUCGGCAUGGAUCUCUUCUGCACUUCAAGAGAGCCAGUGAAGGAAAAGGGGGCUUCUACUACAGAUACCAGUCAAUCUUUAUCAUCGCCACAUGAUUUUUUGUACACACAUUGACAGGUUAUAUAUAAAUUGAUUUGGUGCCAUUUUCUCAAUUCUGUCCCACUCUUGUUUUUGCUUCUUUUCAAUCUCUUCCUUAUUUCCCUCCAUUGAAAUUGUUCUGAUGCAAUUUGGGGGUCUGGCUUGUUCUUGUGUAGCCUUUUUUCUCUUCUUCCUCUUGGGAUACUAAUGUAAUCUAAAACCGUGGCAGCGGGGGGUCUUAAUUGAAUGCCCCCUCCUGCAUCACCACUUCCAUCUGUUUUUGUUUUUAUUUUUGGCUUCUUGUUAUGUAUUUGAUCAAAAUCUGAACUCAGAUUCUGGCAUUUAGAAUCCAUGUAUUCAAGUCUUCAAGGUGAUGAUUUUCAUGGCUACUGCUU